AUGAAUAGCAGUGACAUGUGGCCAGAGACAAACUAUACUCCAUCAUUGUCUCCUAUUAAUAGAAGGAUGCCUGGUAGGCCAACUACUAAGAGGAAGAAAUCCACUACAGAGAAUACAGGAACACACAGGGUUUCUAAGGAUGGAAAGAAAAUCAGAUGUAGUAUUUGCAAGGAGAUAGGUCACAACAAGGCCACUUGUCCACAGAGAAGGCCCCAAAAGUUAAAUGUGAAGAAACAGAAGAAACAAAAAGUAUGUGUGAAGCAAAAUGCAGGACAGGGUAGUACAAGUGAACCACAAAAAUAUGAAGAGGUUGAAAUGACUCCAAUUGAGAUGGAUACUACUCUAAAUGAUAUGCAAGUUGCUCCUACUGAUGUUGAAUCUAGUAGUGGAGGGGAUUUUAGUCAUUAUAUGAAAUUUACUCCACCUAGAUGUUAUGAAGGUGAUGAGGGUGUUAUGGGUGAGGAAGCUGUUGUGGUUGAGCAAGUUGUUCAAGAUGAGGAGGCUGAGGAGGUUGAUCCUAUUAUCCAAGUUGAUAAUGUAAAUGUUCAGGAGGUUGAUAAGGUUAAUCCUAAUGCCCAAGUGGAUAAUGGUAAUGUUCAGGAGGUUGCUCCUGUAAGUCAAGUUCAACAGGUUAGUGUUAGGCCAAUUUCAGAGAUUUUGAAGAGGAUAAGGUGA
Molecule: messenger RNA, 675 nt
Organism: Lactuca saligna
Lineage: Eukaryota; Viridiplantae; Streptophyta; Magnoliopsida; Asterales; Asteraceae
Source: the annotation of a GenBank genome assembly